AUGCUCCCGGCGUCUUCCCCUUCGUCGCCCGUCUCGUCGGAGCGCGAGUCCGCCCCCGGGACGCCUCCCCAGAGGCGAGGGCGAGCGGCCUUCCAGAAGCUUCACGUCCACGCCGCCUCCAGCACGUCAAGCUUCAUCGAAAGGGUAUGCAAACGCAUAGGAAGCGCAGCGGAGCUGUGUGGAGCGGCAGCCUUCCCCAAACGAGCUCUGAUGUGCGGGUUGCCCCCCAAAUUCACUGUACGAAAAUACAGGUUUGCGGAAGAGCAAGAGGAGCACGAAAGAGAACAUCCGAAACCAGAGCUGGUGGUGCUUAUUCCUGAGGUUCUUGACCCCCAGUAUGGAAUGUAUGUUUGGCCUUGUGCGGUGGUUCUGGCCCAGUAUGUAUGGUUUCACAGAAGAUUAGUCCGUGACAAGAGAAUUUUGGAGCUUGGAGCAGGCGUGAGUCUUCCUGGAAUAGUGGCAGCAAAAUGUGGAGCUGAAAUUAUACUGUCAGAUAAUGCAGCGCUGCCUCAGUGUCUGGACAACUGUCGUCGAAGCUGUGAGAUGAAUAAUCUCUCUGGGGUAUUUGUAACAGGACUCACCUGGGGUCAGGUAUCACCUGCCCUAUUGGCCUUGCCUCCAGUAGACAUUAUUUUGGCAUCAGAUGUGUUUUUUGAACCAGAAGACUUUGAAGAUGUGAUAAGUACUGUGCACUACUUAAUGGAAAAGAAUCCACAUGCUCAAUUCUGGACUACUUAUCAAGUUAGAAGUGCUGAUUGGUCUAUCCAAGAAUUACUCUUCAAAUGGGAAAUGGAAAGCAGCUGUGUGCCACUACAGUCAUUUGAGGCCAACAAGGAACAACUUGCACUCUCUCUUCUUCCAGGAAGACACACUAUUGAAAUGAUGGUUAUUACUAAAGUCACCAUGUCUCACACUGUAACAGUUUGAUAA
Messenger RNA from Euleptes europaea (tarantolino), 930 nucleotides. It is a transcript of the gene METTL23, whose product is annotated as methyltransferase 23, arginine. The transcript is spliced from 6 exons. Gene Ontology annotation, cellular component: nucleus; cytoplasm. Bases 1 to 927 code for a protein of 308 amino acids. Lineage: Eukaryota; Metazoa; Chordata; Lepidosauria; Squamata; Sphaerodactylidae. The record is from RefSeq and is a predicted model, not a curated record.